This is a messenger RNA of Asterias rubens (European starfish), 1124 nucleotides long. RefSeq names its product plant intracellular Ras-group-related LRR protein 5-like. Gene Ontology annotation, molecular function: protein binding. Bases 99 to 902 code for a protein of 267 amino acids. The transcript is spliced from 3 exons. The record is from RefSeq and is a predicted model, not a curated record. Lineage: Eukaryota; Metazoa; Echinodermata; Asteroidea; Forcipulatida; Asteriidae.
CGUUGAUGUUGGUUUGUUGACGGAAGUACGUGGAUCAACACGUGCAAGGCUGAUAAUCUCCACACAAACAAAAGAAUCUUUAAAAAUCUUUCCUUAGUAUGCCAGCAACUGGAUUGAAAAAGACUGGACAAAGUAGUCAUAGGGAUGAUCCUUCCACUGAAGCUGUUGUUCACCUAAAGAUAAAAGAAGCCAGGGUGCAUGGUUGCUUGAUCCUAAAUCAAAUUAAACUUCAACGCCUACCAAGUGAACUAGUGGACAAGUUGAACUGCCUGAAACAUCUGUACUUAAGUGGCUGUGGACUUAGAGGGCCUCUUCCAUCAUGUCUCACCCGACUUCAUCAUUUAGAAACACUGGACAUCUCGCAGAAUGCCAUUAAUGAGAUACCUCAACGAAUCUGUGAAGAAUUGACCCGACUUAUCACCUUAGAUGUCAGUUUCAACAGGGUGAUAACCCUACCCAAGACAAUCAGCUGCCUGCAGAGUCUUGAGGAGCUCACGGCAGCUCAUAAUAAGAUUGUGGUUCUACCGUCUUGCAUCGGUGACUUGGCUCGUCUGAAGGUACUGGACUUGACUAAGAACCUCCUUCGGGAUGUUCCAGGAGAGAUAUUUGCAGGGAGGAUGUCUUGUAGUUUGAUCACUCUGAAGCUCGGUGGAAACUUGAUUAGGACUCUCCCAGCAGAAGCAGGCUUAAUGCACAACUUGGAAGAGCUGGACUUGAGUGAAAAUUGCUGUCGUUAUUUGCCGUCGACAAUGAGGUCACUGAGGAAACUAAAAGCCUUCCAUCAUGCUGGUAAUGAUUGGAUGAUGUGCCCGCCACAUAUACCAGGUGUGCCUGCCAAGGAACAGUCAAGCUUUGGAUGCAAGGCUCUGGAGAAACUGUACAGUUAUGUGUAUCCACCAUAAAGAAGCAGACUCUGCAAAGUGUGACUUAGUAACAGUUAAGGCAAAAAGUCUUUGGAUUGACAGCAGUCUAUGACUACAUGGACUCUGGGUAAAGUCUGUUCACUUUUGUCUUUUGUCAUCACAAGGAUCUUAACUGAGUAGGAUCACGGGUAACAAACAUGUGAAUAAACUCUCUGUUCAAGGCAGUGGACACUAUUGGUAGUUACUUAAAAUAAUUAUUAG